This is a messenger RNA of Zea mays, 1467 nucleotides long. RefSeq lists its product as uncharacterized. Lineage: Eukaryota; Viridiplantae; Streptophyta; Magnoliopsida; Poales; Poaceae. The transcript has a single exon. Gene Ontology annotation, molecular function: DNA-binding transcription factor activity; transcription cis-regulatory region binding. Gene Ontology annotation, cellular component: nucleus. Gene Ontology annotation, biological process: regulation of developmental process; regulation of DNA-templated transcription. The coding region runs from base 348 to 1076 and encodes 242 amino acids. The record is from RefSeq and is marked validated.
GCCCUCGACUCGCCUCGCCGCAGGGGGUCACGGUCACGCCGCCUCCCUCCGCUGCCGGCCUGCUCAGCCUCCCUCCGCCGGUCCUUUCCCACGGUCCACACGCGAUCAAAAGCGCAAAAGCCAACCCCGACGAAACGACGAGACGGAUACGAGUGAUAGACUGAUAGCUAACGCUACCCACAGCAGCAACUAUACCAGCCAGCGGACCCCGACGCCGCCCCAAGCCCCCAGCAGGCUGCAGCCCCUGCGACAUAGUGGGGGAGCGGGUCUUCUUGAGCGGCGUCGCUCUCACGUACGGCGUCGGGUACUCGUCGCGGCGGCAGGGAGCUAGGGGCAGGCAUGCGCUGAUGGAAUUCAGGGGCCAGGAGGAGGAGGAGCAGCCCGUCUCGGAGGAGAUGGGCGCCAGCUCCGCGCCGUCGUCCGCCCCCACCCCCGCCCCGGGGAACCAGGACCACGCCGCCGAGGCGAGGUACCACGAGUGCCUGCGGAACCACGCGGCGGCGCUGGGCGGCCACGUCGUCGACGGCUGCGGGGAGUUCAUGCCCGGGGACGGCGACAGUCUCAAGUGCGCCGCAUGCGGCUGCCACCGCAGCUUCCACCGCAAGGACGACGCGCGCCGCCGCCACCACCAACUCAUGCUCCCGGCGACCGCGACGUCCUCUCGCGUCCCGCUGCUCCUGCCUCCGCCCCACCCGCACUACGCGCCGCCGCCGUUCCCGUACCACGGCACGCCCAGCGGCGGCGGCGGCGGCACCGCCACCGAGUCGUCCAGCGAGGAGCGCGGCCCGCCGUCCGGGGCCGCCGCCGUGCAGGCGCAGGGCCACGUCCGGCGGAAGCGGUUCCGGACCAAGUUCACGCCGGAGCAGAAGGAGCAGAUGCUGGCGUUCGCGGAGCGCCUCGGCUGGCGGUUGCAGAAGCAGGACGACGCGCUGGUGCAGCACUUCUGCGACCAGGUCGGCGUGCGCCGCCAGGUAUUCAAGGUCUGGAUGCACAACAACAAGCACACCGGCAGGAGGCAGCAGCCGCACCUGCCGCCGCCGCAGGGGCAGCAACAGCCCCAACAGCAGCCGAAGUAGCCACGGUGGGAGACAAGGCUCAGCAGUCAGCAGCACCAUCACAGCCACGCCACCAUUUGCUUAAUCCCCCGCCUCAUUUUUUUAUGGGCUCCGAGAGGUGUGGGAUUAAACAAGGGAAGUGAAGGAGGGCUCCUAUCCUCUCUUCCCUUCCGUUUUUGGGUUUCACCUUAUCCUUCAUUUUUUGUAGUCACUUCUUUCACCAUUGUCUUUUGCCUCACCAUUCUUGUCUGCACAUCUUUGAUUUCUUCUGUUCCUAGUUCGGGGGAUCAAUUGGAAGGAGGAAGAGGCACUGUGCAUGCUUCGUAGCUACAUUCCUGCUACCUUGUUGCCAUUUGACCCCCCCUCGGACAGCAAGAUUAACCAAUCUAAUAAGAUCUCUCUACUUUGCUCU